UUCCUACCAGAUCAUAUUUCCUUUAAACAUACUGAGUAUUUACGCGGAGAGAUCAGUAAAAAAGGUGGUGGGCCUUUACAACAAGAUACUGACAUUGAAAGAGGUGUUGGAACUCGUGCAGGUUAUCAGAUGUCUAAUCCCAAGCUGUCUAGUUCAGUAGGCUGGAAAAGAAUGGUAUGUGUUACAUUACCAUCAGUCAACGUGUGUCUACAUUUAUGAGCAGGGCAAUGGAUUCCAUCUCCAUCAUGAGGAAUGUGAAAGAUGCCAGUGAGACCUUCUUACCUAAUGGAAUGAGUGGCUUUAAGGAAGCAUCCAAGGCUACCAUCGGGAUUUUAGGAAGUGGAGAUUUUGCAAAAUCACUGGCAAUCAGAUUUAUCCGAUCUGGGUACGCUGUUGUAAUAGGGAGCAGGAACCCCAAACGAGCUGUUGGCUUCUUCCCUCCUCUCGUUGAAAUUGUGCACCAGGAGGAUGCUGUUAUGAAAACCAAUCUCAUAUUUGUUGCUAUGCAUCGAGAGCACUAUACUUCCUUGUGGGACCUCAAGCACUUACUGGUAGGCAAAAUCCUCGUGGAUGUGAGUAACAAUGUGCGAAUAAACCAAUACCCAGAAGCCAACGCAGAGUACCUCGCUUCACUAUUCCCAAAUUCCACGGUGGUAAAAGGCUUUAAUGUAAUAUCUGCCUGGGCACUGCAGUUUGGUCCAAAAGAUGCAAACCGACAGAUAUACAUUUGCAGCAAUGUGGUGGAAGCCCGACAGCAGAUCAUUGAACUUGCUCGGCAGCUGGACUUUAUUCCAAUUGAUAUGGGAACAUUGGCUUCAGCAAAAGAGAUAGAAAACAUGCCCCUGCAUCUCUUUACCCUCUGGAAAGGCCCUGUGCUUGUGGCAAUCGGCUUAUCCAUAUUCUUCUAUAUAUAUUCAUUCAUCCGAGACAUUGUUCACCCCUAUGUGAAGAACAAGCAGAGUGACUUCUAUAAAAUUCCAAUUGAAAUUGUGAACAAGACCUUGCCUGUAGUUGCAAUUACCCUCCUCUCACUUGUAUACUUGGCAGGAUUGCUGGCAUCUGCUUUCCAGCUGAAUUCUGGAACUAAAUAUCGUCGUUUUCCCACCUGGCUUGAACAUUGGCUGCAGUGUCGCAAGCAGUUGGGGCUUUUGAGUUUCUUUUUUGCCUCAGUUCACACCAUCUACAGUCUCUGCCUUCCAAUGCGUCGAUCAGAACGUUACUUCUUCCUCAAUUUGGCUUAUCAGCAGGUUCAUAUCAACAUUGAAAAUUCUUGGAAUGAAGAGGAGGUAUGGAGAAUGGAAAUGUAUAUCUCCUUUGGAAUUAUGAGUCUGGGUCUACUCUCAUUGCUAGCAGUUACGUCUAUCCCUUCAGUCAGCAGUUCACUGAAUUGGAGGGAGUUCAACUUUAUUCAUUCUACACUUGGUUAUGUGGCCCUUCUUAUCAGCACCUUCCAUGUUCUGAUUUAUGGAUGGAAACGAGCCUUUGAGGAGCAGUACUACAGAUUUUACACACCGCCAAACUUUAUACUAGCUCUUAUUCUGCCUUUCACAGUCAUCAUUGGGAAACUUAUUUUGUUGUUUCCAUGUAUCAAUAGAAGACUGAGGAAAAUACGUAAGGGUUGGGAAAAGAGCCAACUCACAAAUGAUACUUCAACAAUACUUCUUCAAGCAUCUCCAGAAAGAGUAACUGUUAUGUGAUAUUUUGCCAAAAAUUUAUUCUAUUUAAAGCCAUUCAACUUCAUGAAAUUAUGACCUCUAUGUUAAAUUUGUUUAAUUAUACUGUAAAUUAUGGACAAAUCAUGUUUGGAACUUCAUCUCUGUUUCUUUCCCUGCUGUCUAAUGAUGGAUUCUGUAUUAAUUGUAGACUAGUCAAUAGUUUGUGAGAAUUUACAGUUUAUCUCAGAAGAUGAACUCAGAUUGUAAGUAGGAGGAUAUGAUUCAGUUGUUUGUUUUUAUGCCACGUUUUAAACUAAGUACAUUAAAUGAGUUCAGUAUUAAAAUAGUAAAGUGCAGUGAUUAGCAAUGGUAAACAUUUUAGUAAUAUGAUGUCUACACACUAUUGGAAGAAUCUGUUAAAUAUUUUUAUUCCUAUUCUGUUGUUUUCCUGGGAAAAAAAUUGAUUAACCUCACCUGUUCCUAGCAUUGCCAGGAAUGUUCUUUAUAAUCAUUACUCCAAGCAUCAUGCUAUCCUAAGAUGUACUUUCUGUAUAAUAACAUGGAAAUUAAGUUUAUUUAAUAAUUUAAUGUUGCUAAGGAAAUGGAUAUUGCUCACCAAAGGUCCAAGACAUAAUUAUAUUAUUGUACCAUACAGUUAGAUGCGAAACAUGGUUGACGACUUAGUCUGUACUGGAUUUUGUUUUUCUAAAAUUCUGCUUCUGGUAAUUUAGGAUGAGCAUUUCAUUAAAUUUCCAUUCUGUUACUUGUGGAUAAGUUGUGUUUAUUAGACAUAGCUCCUUAACUUUGAAAUUACUUUAAAAUGUGAUAAUAAUUGAAAGGUUAACUGUUUCAUAGGACAAAAUAACAUUAAUGCAACUGAUAUGACAAUGAAGUAACUCUAGUGUUCAUUUCAUGUUUCAUUUUUGUUUAGGAAUUUAAAAUGUUCCUUUCAAUAGAAUAAGAAUCCAGAACAAUGAAAAUAGGAUUUGCAAGAGUACAUCACUAUUAAAUGAUAGCGGUUUAGUGUAAAAAUGUAGUUCAGAUUUUCAAAGGAGUUGUUAUUCACCAUGGAUUAAAUGAUAUAUCACUGCAUUAACACAUAGAUGCAGCACAGCUUUUGGCACAACAGUAAGUAAUGUGCAGUGCAGUGUUCAUAAUUAUCCUGUAGCUAUUUAUGUCAAGGUUUAGCAUGCUAUGUAUGUGUUAGUUUUAUUAUUUUUCAUUAAACACAUCAACGUUCUAA
Molecule: messenger RNA, 2898 nt
Organism: Rhincodon typus (whale shark)
Lineage: Eukaryota; Metazoa; Chordata; Chondrichthyes; Orectolobiformes; Rhincodontidae
Product: metalloreductase STEAP2
Exons: 6
Coding region: 177-1697 (506 amino acids)
Biological process (GO): copper ion import
Cellular component (GO): endosome; plasma membrane
Molecular function (GO): ferric-chelate reductase (NADPH) activity; cupric reductase (NADH) activity
Source: RefSeq, a predicted model, not a curated record